AUGAGCGCCUUUGCGGGGCCACCAGCUCCCAAAACAAAAUCGGUGCUUCUUGACGGGAUCGAGCGCAGCCUAUCGGAGGGACGGAAAUGUGUUCUACGUGGCGUAGAGUUAGACGAGCAAUUCCCAGUUGAACGAAAGGAUCAGAAGAUUGCCGCUUGCGAAUGGUACAAGAAAGGGAUUGACCAUUUUCGGGUUGGAGACGCUGAGAAGACCGUGAAGGCGCUCUUCCAAAUUGCCCGCAAUGCCCAGCCAUCGAUCGUUUUUGUCGAUGAGAUCGAUUCAGUUCUCUGCGAGCGAAACGAGAAGGAAAGUGAUGGAAGCCGUCGGUUGAAAACCGAAUUUCUGAUUCAGUUUGACGGCGCCUCAACGUCUGAUGAUGAUCGUUUGCAGGUCUCCGACUUUGAAGAGGCCUUGCAAGUCAUCAAGCCAUCCACCAAUCCGCAUCAGCUCGAGUUGAUGAAGACAUUUGCCGCGCGAUGUGGACAAGCG
Mesorhabditis spiculigera is the source of this 489-nucleotide messenger RNA. Lineage: Eukaryota; Metazoa; Nematoda; Chromadorea; Rhabditida; Rhabditidae. The record is from the annotation of a GenBank genome assembly.